Molecule: messenger RNA, 688 nt
Organism: Notothenia coriiceps (black rockcod)
Lineage: Eukaryota; Metazoa; Chordata; Actinopteri; Perciformes; Nototheniidae
Product: formin-like protein 2
Exons: 7
Coding region: 1-609 (202 amino acids)
Biological process (GO): cell migration; regulation of cell shape; cortical actin cytoskeleton organization
Cellular component (GO): cytosol
Molecular function (GO): actin filament binding
Source: RefSeq, a predicted model, not a curated record
AUGGUGUGUUCAGGGGCAGAUCGUUGUAGGAGUGUUAUGUUGACAGUUUCUCUUGACAGCAUCCUGCAGGAUGUGCGCGCUCUGGAGCGAGGCACGGAGGCCGCCAGGAGGGAGUUCUCUGUGGAGAAAUACAACCCUGUGCUGCAGGCGUUCCUCAGCAGCAACACUGAGCUGCUCCAAUCCCUUAUCGGUGAUGGAAAAACUGCCCAGGAUGUGUAUGACUCUGCCGUGGAGUACUUUGGAGAGAACUCUAAAACCACGCCACCCUCCAUGUUCUUCCCUGUGUUUGUCAGGUUCAUCAAAGCAUACAAGCAAGCGGAGCAGGAGAACGAGCAGAGGAAGAAGCACCAUGUGCUGAACUGUGACGCUCCAACAACUCCACCCAAACCUGAAGUCAUGGGGAAUAAGGUAUCAAUGGCGUCCAAACUGCCGCAGAUGGACCUGAUAGCAGAGCUGAAGAAGAGGCAGGUGUCUCCUCUGGUGAGGGAGGGGAAGGACGGGGCCAUAGAGGACAUCAUCACAGCUCUAAAGUCCGUGCCCUUCACGGCGCGCUCUGCCAAACGCUCGUCCCGUCUCUUCUGCGACUCGGUGUUCAGCGACGAGAUUUAAGGAACCAGCCGUACAGACGGGCAGACGCCGGCCGACGCAGCGCCAAGUGGAAACCAGGACAACAGCUCCACGUGUCCUC